AUGGCAUAUGAUCGAUAUGUUGCCACCUGCAAUCCACUGCACUAUGAGAUGGCGAUGAAUUGGAAAGCCUGCAACAAAUUAGUGGUUCUGGUGUGGGUCACAAGUCUUUUACUUGGAAUGUUGCAUACCACUGGCACCUUUUCCACCCCUUUCUGUUGCAAUGUUAUCAACCAGUUUUUCUGUGAAAUUCCACAAUUGCUAAAGCUAUCUUGUUCUGGAGUCAGUCUAACUGAAGUUGGAUUUCUUGUGGCCAGUAUUGCUGCAGGAUUAGGUUGCUUUAUUUUUAUCAUUUUCUCUUACACUAUGAUCUUCAAGACAGUGUUGAGAAUCCCUUCUCUGAAAGGAAGGCAGAAGACCUUCUCCAAGUGUCUUCCCCACCUUAUACUAUGUUCAGUGUUUUUUGUCACAGUAUCCUUGGCCUAUCUGAGACCUCCUUCUAACACCCCAACUUACUUAGAUUUCACUUUAACUGCCCUAUAUUCUUUACUGCCACCCCUGUUCAAUCCAAUCAUCUAUAGCAUAAGAAAUAAGAAUAUCAUAUCUGUCCUGUCUAAAUUACGGAGAUUCUGA
This is a messenger RNA of Candoia aspera, 570 nucleotides long. RefSeq names its product olfactory receptor 14C36-like. The transcript has a single exon. Gene Ontology annotation, molecular function: odorant binding; olfactory receptor activity. Bases 1 to 570 code for a protein of 189 amino acids. The record is from RefSeq and is a predicted model, not a curated record. Gene Ontology annotation, biological process: G protein-coupled receptor signaling pathway. NCBI's taxonomy places the organism in Eukaryota, Metazoa, Chordata, Lepidosauria, Squamata, Candoiidae. Gene Ontology annotation, cellular component: membrane.